Molecule: messenger RNA, 3209 nt
Organism: Peromyscus leucopus (white-footed mouse)
Lineage: Eukaryota; Metazoa; Chordata; Mammalia; Rodentia; Cricetidae
Gene: Cd274
Product: CD274 molecule
Exons: 7
Coding region: 1370-2239 (289 amino acids)
Biological process (GO): cell surface receptor signaling pathway; immune response; positive regulation of T cell proliferation
Cellular component (GO): external side of plasma membrane
Source: RefSeq, a predicted model, not a curated record
GAUUUUAUUUCUCUUUCUCUAUCUUUCUUUCUUCCUUUAAAAAAGUAUAAAAGGGUGAGAACUUACCUGUGUUCCCUCUAAAAGUCACAUUUCACUGCAGAUAAUCAUGGUCAGGCAGUAUCUUCAGACAGGCUUGGGGGUUGUUUUAAACCACAAAUAUACUUUUGCUUUAAAUAUUGCCCUCCAAGUUCCUUCCUACGUCUAUGCAAACUCAUUCCCUAUGCGUGUACUAAAUUUUGUCCUUCAUGGUAUUUUGAGUAUAUACAGAUUUAUUUAGCCAUUAGGCCACAUGGGGUGUUUCAAGUCGGAGGCUGUUGUUAGUCAUUUCAUCCCUGUUAUAUUUGUGUUUAUUUUUUCCCCACGGUGAAUUUCUAAGAUGGGGAUAGAAAGAUCAUGUGACAUACACAUUUAAGGUUUUAACAGAGACUACCAAUUUGAUCUUUAAAAAGCUAUACAAUUUCACAUCCUUACCAAUGAAACUCAAGAAAUCCUGUUUACAUGUAUUUCACUAACCCUAACUAUGAGGAAGCCCUAUUUUUGGAAGAGCAAAAGGUCAAAGAUGUUCUCAUAAAUCUUCAAUAUACGUUCUUAGAAAGAACAUCCUUUCCUGUGUUUGUAUUUAUGAUUCUCUGAACUAUAUGGGACUCCUGUUCAUUUUCCGCUUGACCUCUAUAUAGUUUUCUUACUGAGUUUUAGAGAGGGAAUGCCAGCAGCCCUAGUCUUCUGCUUUAUGCGCCUGUCAAAUAGAUUGUGUAGAGAUACAGAGGUCAGGGAGAUGCUAAGAGGGAAGACUGACUUUCCCUUGAAAGGUGUAAAUAUGAAGACCACAGAGGAGAAAAGGUGUUAAUGAGUAGAUUGGCUGGGGUGGAGUACUAACUUCCUUUGACCGCCCUUUUUGGGCAUCAAUUCCCAGGAAGAACAGCUUCUGUCUUCUGCUCAAGGCUCCUCCAGUGCCCCAAACAGUGCCACACUCAAGGAAAGAUACUCAGCAUUUACUGAGUGAAUCAGGAAAAUGUCAGCAGAGUGGAGUCUAGGACCCAGAUGGCUAUAACUCAGAGGGUGGUGCUGAGAUGCCAGACCUUAGGAAAUGGGCCAAAUCGAAUCAUCCUCCUUCCCACUCCCGUUAUUGGCAUACUCUCUUUAUUGGGGAAAAGAGUUAUAAUUUGAAGGAGGUGACAGGCAGAGGGGAGACUUUAAGGGAGAGGAAGCAUUGAAAAGUGAAAGUGAAAAUCAGAUACUCUUUGCUUUGAAGCUUUACCUAAGGCAGGUUUUACAGAUACUUCCCAAUGGUGAAAAGCCCGUGGUGCACCUGCGGGAGCUGAAGAUAUGUUUUUUUCCCUUGGCUUAUUUUGAAGAUAAUUCCAGAAACAUGAGGACAUCUACCAUUGUUACAUUCACAGUCUGCUGUGGCUUGCUAAAUGCAUUUACCAUCACGGCUCCCAAGGACUUGUAUGUGGUAGAGUAUGGCAGCAAUGUCACGAUCGAAUGCAGAUUCCCAGUAGGAGACCAGCUGGACCUGUAUUCCUUAGUUGUCUACUGGGAAAAGGACGAUAAACAAGUUCUUCAGUUUGUGGAAGGAAUGGCGGACCUGAGGUUUCAGCACGAUAGCUUCACAGGGAGAGCCCGGCUGCCAAAGGAGCAGCUUCUCCAGGGAAUUGCUGGGCUUCAGAUCACAGAUGUGAAACUGCAGGAUGCAGGGGUUUACUGCUGCAUGAUCAGCUACGGCGGAGCAGACUACAAGCGAAUCACGCUGAAAGUCAAUGCCCCGUACCACAAAAUCAACCACAGAAUUUCCACGAAUCCAGCCACGUCCGAGCACGAACUAACAUGUCAGGCUGAGGGCUACCCAGAAGCUGAAGUCAUCUGGACAAACAGUAACCACCAGUCCUUGAGUGGCAAGAUUACUGUCACCAGUUCCCAGUCAGAGGACAAGCUUUUCAAUGUGACCAGCACUCUGAGGAUCAACGCAACAGCUAAUGAUGUUUUCUACUGUACUUUUUGGAGAUCACAAUCAGAGAAAAACCACACAGCUGAGUUGAUCAUCCCAGCUCCACCUGCAGAAUUUCUCCCAAAUAAGAGGACUCAUUGGGUCCUUCUGGGAUCGUUCCUGUUGCUCCUUGUUGCAGCCACAGUCCUCUUCUGCUUAAGGAAACAAGUGAGAAGUCUAUAUGUGAGAAAAUGUGGCACCGAAAAUACAAACUCAAAAAACCAAAAUGACACACAGUUCGAAGAGACGUAAGCAGCACAGGAGCUUCUGAUCUUCAAGGUGGGAUUGCCAGUCUGUGGUCUGUGAAUGAAGGGGCCCUUGGGAUGGGGGUCCAAGGACUCAAAAUGGAACCUGGGAAGAGAACAAAGAAAGAAAGUGUUGGAAGGGGAGCCUGGGACAAAGGACAUUUCUGCAGGAGACAGCAAUACGCACGUUGUCCAUCAAUGGUCUUGGGAAAGCGGGUUGAGAAUCCCCUACCUAACAUCUUGGCCUUGAAGAAUCACCUUUUUCCUCCACUCAGUGCCUGGAUGAGAGACAGAGAGUCACAAGUGUUGACGUAUGAGUGUUUUCUAUUUAUUUUGAGUCUGUGCAUGCUUGUUGUGGGAGUGUGGUUGUGAUUGAUGCAUUCUAAAGACAUAAUAGAUGUUAAAAUGUAGUCACCAAACUCAACUGCUGCUUAUCAUCUUGUCCACGGGCAGAAAAGCAUGUACAUUUGUGAGGUGCUUGGUGUCCUCUGUAGCUACUGGUACAAGUGGGACACAUGGAGGACACACGAUUGCUUUGCUAGGGCUCUUGCUGCAUGACUUGAAUAAUCUUUAUUCUCAGUCCUCGAGGCUCUGUGUAAGUAGUUGUUCUGUGUAAGUAUUAGCCCUGCAAGUGUCUGAUACUACACUCGACAAUCUCAUUUCAUCUCCAUAGCAACUCUCAUGGUAACUUCUAUUAUAUUCACUUCAGAACCCAAGAAGCUGAGCAAUUCAGUAACUUGCCCACCAAGUUCUGUCCUUCAGCCAUUGUCCUCUUAGGCUACAAUUUGUAGCUAAGAAAUGAAUUCAAAAGCUGCUUAUUGAGUAGCAUUGCAUAUCAUGCCAUGCCUCAUGUACCAUGCUGGUCCUUGAGUGUAGAGAUGUAAGCCAGAGCACUGGUUAGAUGUGCAUAUGCAUGUUCAAUAGUCAAAGCAAUGUUCAUUAACAAGGAAUAUAUAUUGGAAAGACUCUGGAAAGAC